Molecule: messenger RNA, 1478 nt
Organism: Arabidopsis lyrata subsp. lyrata
Lineage: Eukaryota; Viridiplantae; Streptophyta; Magnoliopsida; Brassicales; Brassicaceae
Product: S-adenosylmethionine synthase
Exons: 2
Coding region: 114-1295 (393 amino acids)
Biological process (GO): S-adenosylmethionine biosynthetic process
Cellular component (GO): cytosol
Molecular function (GO): methionine adenosyltransferase activity; ATP binding
Source: RefSeq, a predicted model, not a curated record
AAAUAGCUCACUCCCUUCUCAUCCACAGAUCGUCCCCGACUCGUCUCUUCCUCGUUCGCUGUUAAGAUUUUGCUUCGAGGCUCCGAGAUCUGUAAUCUCCGCAGCUUUAAGAGAUGGAGACUUUCCUAUUCACAUCCGAGUCUGUGAACGAAGGACACCCAGACAAGCUUUGCGACCAGAUCUCUGAUGCAGUCCUCGAUGCCUGCCUUGAGCAAGACCCUGACAGCAAAGUUGCUUGCGAGACAUGUACCAAGACCAACAUGGUCAUGGUCUUCGGUGAGAUCACCACCAAGGCAACGAUUGACUACGAGAAGAUUGUCCGUGACACUUGCCGCUCCAUUGGAUUCAUCUCUGAUGAUGUUGGUCUCGAUGCUGACAAAUGCAAAGUCCUUGUCAACAUUGAACAGCAGAGCCCAGACAUUGCUCAAGGUGUUCACGGUCAUUUCACCAAACGCCCAGAAGACAUUGGAGCUGGUGACCAAGGACACAUGUUUGGUUAUGCCACUGAUGAAACCCCUGAGCUCAUGCCUUUGAGCCAUGUCCUUGCAACCAAGAUUGGUGCUCGUCUCACUGAAGUCAGGAAGAAUGGAACUUGCCGUUGGUUAAGACCAGAUGGCAAGACCCAAGUCACUGUUGAGUACUACAACGACAACGGUGCUAUGGUUCCAGUCCGUGUCCACACCGUCCUGAUCUCAACCCAGCACGAUGAAACUGUGACCAACGACGAGAUCGCACGUGACCUCAAGGAACACGUGAUCAAACCAAUCAUCCCAGAGAAAUACCUUGACGACAAAACCAUCUUCCACCUCAACCCAUCAGGCCGGUUCGUGAUCGGGGGACCACACGGUGAUGCUGGUUUGACCGGACGUAAGAUCAUCAUCGACACAUACGGUGGAUGGGGAGCUCACGGAGGGGGUGCAUUCUCAGGCAAAGACCCAACCAAAGUCGACAGAAGUGGAGCUUACAUCGUGAGGCAAGCAGCAAAGAGUGUGGUGGCUAAUGGAAUGGCUCGUAGGGCUCUUGUCCAGGUCUCAUACGCCAUUGGAGUCCCCGAGCCAUUGUCUGUCUUUGUUGAUACUUACGGAACAGGGUUGAUUCCAGACAAGGAGAUCCUGAAGAUCGUGAAAGAGGCCUUUGAUUUCAGACCAGGAAUGAUGACAAUUAACUUGGACUUGAAGAGAGGAGGAAAUGGAAGGUUUUUGAAAACGGCGGCGUAUGGACAUUUCGGAAGAGACGACCCUGAUUUCACUUGGGAGGUCGUGAAGCCACUCAAGUGGGACAAACCUCAGGCUUAAGCUUAUAUUUUCUAUCUUUUUACUUUAUAAACAUCUACCGUGGACCAAUAAUUAAUCCCUCUGUUUCUGUUUUUUUCUCUCCCUCUUGUAUUUUUGCUAUGAAAGUUAAAAGGUUUGUUUAAACAUCUACAAUGGACCAUUUUUCUCGUUCACUAUAAAUUGUAGUAGUUGAAAUUUUGUGUU